AUGGAUUCAAUAGACGUCGACAAUGGCAAAGUACAGCCAGUCAAUGAGCCCCUGCGGCUCCACGAUCUCCCCAACGAACUUUUCCUCAUCAUCGGUGACGAGCUCUCCAACCCCCCCGACAGCUCUACCCUCUAUUCCCUUAUACUCACAUCACGCCGUUUCAAUUCUGUCCUGAAACCUCAUUUGUUACGUCUAGCACUGCGUGACCGCCCCGAUGGGACCCCACCCCUUCACUUCGCCGCCGCAGGAUCACACAUAGCACUUUUCAUCCAGCUCCUCGGAAAGCUUCCCGAAGAAGACGUCAACCGGGAAGAUAGCAAGGGCUGCACAGCACUACAUAUCGCACUUGACCACGACAGAACCGAUUUCACAAUCGCUCACGCGCUCAUUGACAAUCCAAACGUCGACCUAGAUGCACGCAACAAGCUCGGGGAGACACCGCUGAAGCUCGCAGUUUCGAGAGGCCACGAAGGAAUGGUAGCUCUGCUUCUUGCCAGAGGCGCUGACGUCCAUCUCAGGGAUACCAAGGACCAGACGGUUCUCCAUAUCGCGACCAGAAACUGGGGCAACGGGGGUAGCACGGCGAUCGCCGAACGCCUGCUAAAAGCAAGUAUCGACGUUGACGCGCGAAACAACCUCGGCGAAACAGCGCUGCAUAAGGCUGUGCUCUUCGCACACACGGAUAUGGUCCGACUUUUAUUGGAUUGGCGGGCGGAUACGAGCAUUGCCGAUAAUUGGUGGGGUGGCACGCCUCUCCAUUGGGCUGCCGAUAUGGGGAAGGCCGAGAUCGGAAAAUUAUUACUUGAGAGCGGGGCUGCAGUCGGCGCCAGGGACGUGUUCAAGGGAGGCACACCCUUCCACUGGGCGGCAAAACGGCCAUCUGAGGCUAUGCUCAGAUUGCUCCUAAGAGAGGGUGCAGAUGUAAUGAGCGUUGAUAACUCUGGAAAGAGGGCUGUUGAUUGGAUAGUCAGGCAGGAUAGACGACGCGGGAUGAGGGACGAGAGAGUUAUCGGGGAGUUGUUGACUACGGGUUCGGUUAACGAAAGGGUCUAUGAUAGGAGGGGAGAUUGGCACCUUGCAAGUGAGGAUCAGGGGUACGCCCUCGCUGCUCUCUACUGCUUCCAUUUCGAUCAUGUGCGGAAUAGCGCCAGGGCCCUUCAGGCGGAAGACUACACCUCAGGACCAGGACCGACGCUCGGCCGAUAG
Morchella sextelata is the source of this 1206-nucleotide messenger RNA. RefSeq lists its product as uncharacterized. Lineage: Eukaryota; Fungi; Ascomycota; Pezizomycetes; Pezizales; Morchellaceae. The transcript has a single exon. The record is from RefSeq and is a predicted model, not a curated record. The coding region runs from base 1 to 1206 and encodes 401 amino acids. Gene Ontology annotation, molecular function: protein binding. Gene Ontology annotation, cellular component: nucleus. Gene Ontology annotation, biological process: regulation of gene expression.